This is a messenger RNA of Nerophis lumbriciformis (worm pipefish), 3232 nucleotides long. Its product is annotated as cytotoxic and regulatory T-cell molecule. Lineage: Eukaryota; Metazoa; Chordata; Actinopteri; Syngnathiformes; Syngnathidae. Gene Ontology annotation, cellular component: plasma membrane. Gene Ontology annotation, biological process: positive regulation of natural killer cell mediated cytotoxicity directed against tumor cell target; cell recognition; detection of tumor cell. The record is from RefSeq and is a predicted model, not a curated record. Gene Ontology annotation, molecular function: signaling receptor binding.
AUGUGACCAAAUCUGCUGGGUCAAAAGUAUACAUACAGCAAUGUUAAUAUUUGGUUACAUGUCCCUUGGCAAGUUUCACUGCAAUAAGGCGCUUUUGGUAGCCAUCCACAAGCUUCUGGCAAGCUACUGCUUGAAUUUUUGACCACUCCUCUUGACAAAGUUGGUGCAGUUCAGCUGAAUUUGUUGGUUUUCUGACAUGGACUUGUUUCUUCAGCAUUGUCCACACGUUUAAGUCAGAACUUUGGAAAGGCCAUUCUAAAACCUUAAUUCUCGCCUGAUUUAGCCAUUCCUUUACCACUUUUGAUGUGUGUUUGGGGUCAUUGUCCUGUUGGAACACCGAACUGCGCCCAAGACCCAACCUACGGGCUGAUGAUUUUAGGUUGUCCUGAAGAAUUUGGAGGUAAUCUUCUUUUUUCAUUGUCCCAUUUACUCUCUGUAAAGCACCAGUUCCAUUGGCAGCAAAACAGGCCCAGAGCAUAAUACUACCUCCACCAUGCUUGACAGUAGGAAUGGUGUUCCUGGGAUUAAAAGCCUCACCUUCUCUCCUCCAAUCAUAUUGCUGGGUAUUGUGACCAAACAGCUCAAUUUGUGUUUCAUCUGACCACAGAACUUUCCUCCAGAAGAUCUUAUCUUUGUCCAUGUGAUGUCUUUACAAGUGUAUGUAAACUUUUGACCACGACUCAAGACCACUCACAAGGCAGUGCAUCUUGAAGAGACGGUCUGAAAGCAACUUGAAGACGGUCUCGAAAACAAUCUAUGCAAAAUGUUGACCAAAGCGCCACCAUUACAUGUAAUGUAGACCACAAGAAAGUGUGUUCCGUAUAGAAAUGGACAAGUUGUGAAAUUAUUAGGAAGAUACUUCUAGAACUUCCACACAGGACCCCUUUAUUUUAAUGUCUUAAAUAAAAUUACAUAAAACUACGGCUGUGCGAGGGGAAUGAAAAAAUCACUCCCGAACAUUCAACAUCUUUUUAAAUGUCAGAAGUACUGUUAAUAACUGUACAACUCAGUCAUAAUGUGACUUAAAUCAACAAAAUGGUGUCGAUCUCUUACGGCUUUUGGUUUGUAUCGUUAAAAUUCUCUUUUGACUUGUUUGUACGGAAAGUAACAAACACAGCCAAACCAAGGCAGACAAUUCCAACGAUGGCUGCUGCGACUGACACCGCCAGCAUGGUGUCGUUCACAUGAGGCUGACGAACACCUGACGACAGAGGAAACCACAUUUCUGUGACAUCACGGAAGGCCCCCUGCUGUUGUACAAAAAGCUCAAAAAUAGAGGGGAUGUGUCAGUGACAACGUUGUGACUGAAAAACAGCAAUGGAGGUGAAACUGAAGCUUGGCAUCUUCUUGGCACUGACACAUGUUUCGCUUGCUGUUUGGCAACGAGUGACUGUGAUGAAGGGUCGGACUGUGAGGCUUGCCUGCUCAAUUUCAAAUGCACAUAAGCAACACAUUGACUGGAAGAACCCUGAUGGCUACACUAUGUUCUUCAAUCACAACAAGGCUUUAAAGGACAAGCGUUACAGCAUAAGUAAACUGACGGAGUCGCAAUUCGCCAUCAGUAUUUCCAAUGUCUCUUUUAAAGACGGGGGAAACUACACAUGCUCUCAGUAUGGCCAUCAUUUAACGGAAAAGAAAGUGGAAUUGACAGUGUUAGGUGUUCCAAAAAUAAGAGUGACAAAGCAUGACGGGAUGUUUGUCAUACAGUGUACUGCUGAGGGGAACCAUUUUCCUCCUCAGAUCUCUUGGAAGUUUGAUUACGGACCUGAAUUUUUGGGUAAUGCCCAAGCUAAAUACGAGGGUAAAAAGUAUGUUUCCAUGGAUAUGGUACAUUUGCGGUCAGUAAAUACCAGAGUUGCAGUGAAAUGCAUUGUUCGCCAUCCAUGUCUGCAUUUACAACCCCUGAUGAACUUUGUCAAAAUUGGCAAAUACUUACCAGGUUCAACUACUACAAAAAAUCUAUUUAUAUGGAAUACAACAAGCACACCGGGUACCGUAGUCACUGUUUGUAAAGAUCAAAAUACAUCUUCCUCUGAGGGAGCCUAUAACAACACAAGUGGAAAUACAACAACCAUGUCCAAUGACCCAGAUAUGCAAACAGGGCAUAGACAAACUUCACCAUUACUAGUCUUCUUGGUGGCAUGCCUAAUUCUUGGUCUGCUUGCAGUGGUCAUUUGUUUUGUCCUGAAGCUACGAAGAGCACAUAUCACCUGGGAAAAAGAAAAUGAAAUAUCUGACCCUUCAGAAGAGAGCGGUAAAUCAAAAUCAAGUCAAGAAGAAAAAGUAUCCAGGGGUCACAAUCGACGAGGGCUCUUCAGGACAGCUUUUACACAAUAUGCUGUUGAAAAAGCCACCAUAACUUCAAAAGGACCAGUCAUUGAGAUGGCAGUUGAGAGAGAGGAGGCGUCUUCAUCAUCAAAACCCACUUUGGCCGAAUGUGACAUGCAGGACACAGAGCUUUCACCAUGACGUGCACACAGUCCCCAUCCUCACAAUCAGGACCAGUCAAAUUAUACAUUAGCUUAGCUUUAAUUAUUGGCAGAUUGGAAGUACAUUAAAAGUUAGUAUUCUUGUAGUAUCUUUAUGUUUAACAGACACACUGUGGGUUUAUACUAUAAACACAUACUGGCAAAGGAAAGGGUCAAGUAUUUACUGUGACCUGCCCACACAGUGUCACUGUUCAAAAAAGCAUAUUAAAUAUACUUGUUAAAUAAAAUCUGCUUUGUUUUUAAUGAAUACGUAGGCUCACUAUGCUGUCGUAUUUAGAUGGUGGUACUUAAAGAGUCAAGUGUUUUUUGAAGUGGUACUUGGUGAACAUGUUUGAGAACCACUGCUCUAAUAUAUAGAAACUGAACAAGUCUGCUUAAAAGUUGACCAUGGGACUGUCCAAUCAAGUUAAUUUUCAAUGAAUUAUUGACUUAUUUUGAUCACCUUUAACAGCAUUUAUGUAUACAGGAGAAAUUCAAAAAAAUGUGAAUAUCGUGCAAAGUUUGUUUAUUCCAGCAGUUAUAUUUACGAGAUAAAUAUAAUAAAUGACAUAGGCUCAUAACAUGCAACUCAAGAUAUUUAAAGCCUUUUUUUUAAUUAAAUUCUUAUAGCUUACAGUUUAGUAAAACCUCAAAUUGAAAAUUUCUGAAAAUUUUGGGUUUUUUAAAUUGUAAUACAUGAUCACCCUUAUAACAAAGGCUUGGCAUACUGCAUCUUAUUUGGCAUGCAAUGAGUUUAAGUCAAA